Ilyonectria robusta is the source of this 489-nucleotide messenger RNA. RefSeq lists its product as uncharacterized. The record is from RefSeq and is a predicted model, not a curated record. The coding region runs from base 1 to 489 and encodes 162 amino acids. NCBI's taxonomy places the organism in Eukaryota, Fungi, Ascomycota, Sordariomycetes, Hypocreales, Nectriaceae. The transcript is spliced from 3 exons.
AUGAACGUGCGCGUGUCCCUCGACUUUGUCGAGAGGUUUUACAAGCAGGACGGGCAGGGAGCUGGAGGACGUAAGUCUAUGGUUGGUCUCAGCACCAUGAUAGCCUAUAUGCGGCAAAUGGCGGCCGAUCGCCCGUCGUAUGGCAUAACCAAAUUGGCAGGUACGGACUAUCUUCAACAGCUUGCGUUGGAAGUCAAGCCGGAGGACAUGCAGAUCACCCUCUUCCAUCCCGGCAUCAUCUUCACAGAUGUUGCUAUAUCGGCAGGCUUGGAUGGGUCUUCCUACCCAUGGGACGAUGAAAACCUCCCUGGGCAUUACGCAGUCUGGGCCGCAAGCCCCGAAGCCGAGUUUCUUCACGGUCGCUUUGCCUGGGCCGCCUGGGAUGUGGAGGAGCUCAAGGACCUCGUCAAGGACGGCGUGAAGAAGAACCCCAACCUUUUGCGGGCUGGCAUUGAGGGUCUUACCGCGACCGUAAACGGCUUUAACUGA